ACUCUUCAACCUCUAUAUAAUAAUACUAAUAAUAUAUUGCUUUUCGUUUUUCCUCCAGUUUCUUCUUUGGCUCCUCCGACACUUUCUCCUGUUCGCUUUUAGGGGAUAGGAGGCGAAAUUCUAUUUGAAGAAAGGAUUUUGUUGCUUCUUCAGCGAACAGGAAAGUUCAAUAUGGAGCAAAAUGAUACAGGCUGCCAAGCUCCUCAAGCUCCUGUCCUUUGUGUUAACAAUUGUGGAUUUUUUGGAACUGCAGCAACAAUGAACAUGUGCUCGAAGUGCUACAAGGACAUGAUGUUUAAGCAAGAACAAGCUAACUUUGCCGCUUCAUCUAUUGAAAACUUUGUGAAUGGUGGAAGUUCAAGCACUAGUGUGAAAGCUGUUGAUGUUGCUGUAACCGUGCAGGAAGGUCCCACAAAGUCCCUGGUUAUACCCACACAGGUUGCAUGUGCACCACCAGAGAACGAACAUGUUCAGAAGGCUGAGGAGGGGCCAAACAGGUGCAGCACCUGUAAGAGACGAGUUGGUUUGACCAGCUUCAGUUGCCGUUGUGGGAAUCUUUUCUGCUCAGCUCAUCGCUACUCUGACAAGCAUGAGUGUCCCUAUGAUUAUCGCAAGGCUGCUCAAGAUGCUAUUGCGAAAGCCAAUCCAGUUGUUAAGGCUGAAAAGGUCGACAAAAUAUGAAGGAAUGUUCCGAGUUAUGAGCUGCAGUAUUAUCCAAGUUUGUCUUCUAUACCUGUCUGGUGACAGCGGUUGUUAGGUGCCUAGGAUUACGAGGGGUUGAGAGAAAAAAGCAUAAGGCAACUUUGCAACUUGAGGGGUAGUAAUGUUGGUAUCGAGUAAGGAAUGUUGUGGUUCCAUCUUUAGUGCUUGUUUUGUGCUUGUGAUGGACAUUCUUUUGGGUUAUCUUAUCAUGUAGUGAUUCCAAUUUAAUAACAUAAAAGUUGGUGUUCCUUAAGUAAAAGAA
This is a messenger RNA of Lycium barbarum (goji berry), 964 nucleotides long. Its product is annotated as zinc finger A20 and AN1 domain-containing stress-associated protein 8-like. The transcript is spliced from 3 exons. The coding region runs from base 172 to 681 and encodes 169 amino acids. Lineage: Eukaryota; Viridiplantae; Streptophyta; Magnoliopsida; Solanales; Solanaceae. The record is from RefSeq and is a predicted model, not a curated record. Gene Ontology annotation, molecular function: DNA binding; zinc ion binding.